CUCCCACUCUUGAUGGAAUCAGACAAUUACUGGCAUUAAUACUAACAGCAAGAAAGAGGAAGCUGACAGUAUUCAUUUGGUGCAAGGGGAAAGUGUGGGAGGCAAAGAGGGGCAGCAAGAAGGUAAAGUGGAAUAAGAUGAGAGACAGAGUGACAAAGAGAGGAAGAGCGACGGGAGGAGAGUCGAAUAGAGGGAGGGUUUAGUGCCAAAUAGGCUGCCCUCUCUUCUCCCACAUCUCAGUCUGUGAGCACUGGAGCACAGCGUGAGCUCUAGAGUGCAUUCCCGACAUGUACACCUGUAAGCCCUGCUCAUUCAUUCAGGGAUGCAACAUUCAUACAUGAACGGCAGCGACGCCGUUGAGACGUUUAACAGCAGCAAACAGUGUUUUUAAUCUGUCUUGAUGAGAUCAUUUGAGCCCGGAGGCAGAGGCAACGGAGGAGAACGCGACACGCAGAGAAGUGGAUGCCGAGCUGCUCCAGCCUACAGUUAAGGGGCUGGCACUGAGGACGCGACCCUACCCGCGGAUUGGAUAGCACCCACCGGAUGCUGUGAACGAAAUCCACCAGUUGUUAUCCCAGCUCUGUUGCUCAUAUGUGUGCCAAACAUGCUCUCCUACUCCGGGAAAAGAAGUUGAUGGAUUCCUCUAGUCAUCACAGCUGACACAUCAAAGCCCAGCGACAUUAUCACCACCUUCAGCCUGAACUCAGCAUCAACAGAAUUACACGCUGAAACAAAACAGGAUCAUCACUCGGUUCUGGAUAAUCAACUGGUCUGAACCACUGGUACAAACUGUCUCCUUUUAUCCCGGCCUCCUUAUAGAGAGCCUACAGUAUACGUCGAUGAAGUGGUGAUGUGUGAUAACUGUAAACACAGGUAGUGACAUGAUUCAGGUGUGACCCUGGAGAUGCCGAAGAGACGAGACAUCGUCGCCAUUGUGUUGAUUGUGUUGCCUUGGACACUGCUCAUCACUGUUUGGCACCAGAGCACCAUCACUCCACUGCUUGCCACUCAAAAGGAUGACAGACGUGUUGGUCGCUCCAGGAAUACUUUUGCUCUCAAGGAAUCCUGCUUACUUCAGAACCGGGACAUUGUGGAGGUGGUACGCACUGAGUAUGUCUAUAGUCGGCCUCCACCCUGGUCUGACAUCCUGCCCACCAUCCAUGUCAUCACUCCCACCUAUAGCCGGCCGGUUCAGAAAGCAGAGCUGACACGAUUGGCCAACACCUUGCUGCACGUGCCCAAUUUACACUGGAUCCUGGUGGAGGACUCCCAGAGGAGGACAACUCUGGUCAGCCAUCACCUCCAGGAGACAGGACUCAACUACACCCACCUCAACGUGGAAACGCCUAGGAACUUUAAGGUGCGUGGGGACACGAGGGAUCCCCGAAUACCUAGGGGUACUAUACAGAGGAAUCUGGCCCUGCGGUGGCUCCGGGAGACCUUCAGUGUAAACAGCAGCCAGCCUGGGGUGGUCUACUUUGCAGAUGAUGAUAACACAUACAGCCUGGAGCUGUUUGAGGAGAUGCGCUCCACCAAAAAGGUGUCCGUGUGGCCCGUGGCCUUUGUGGGUGGCCUACGGUUUGAGUCCCCUAAAGUAAACACCAUGGGCAAGGUGUAUGGCUGGAAGACUGUAUUUGACCCACACCGGCCCUUUGCCAUCGACAUGGCUGGGUUUGCAGUGAACCUGCGCCUCAUUCUGUCAAAACCUCAGGCUUAUUUCAAGUUACGUGGGGUGAAGGGAGGCUAUCAGGAGAGCAGUUUAUUAAAGGAGCUGGUCAUUCUCAGCGACUUGGAGCCUAAAGCUGCUAAUUGCACUAAGGUAUUAGUAUGGCAUACAAGGACAGAGAAACCUGUGCUAGUAAAUGAGGGCAAGAAAGGAUUUACAGACUCUAAUGUGGAGAUCUGACAUACUUCACUGAAAAAGGGGAGGCAUUUCUCCAUGGGAUCCUAUCUGGAUUCAAAACAACCUCACAGCUCCUCAAAGUAUUAAACAGGUUCAAAAUUAUUGUCACAGCACACUAGCUGUAUUUCACCACAGCUUAGCAAUGCGGGCACCCCUGUCCACUCCAGGAGACAGCACAAGGCAUGUCUGAGAAUGACCACAGAGUACCGAAGCACAACUGCACAAAAACAAGGCGGCCUGCUCUGCUUGGAGUACUAGCCAAUGAGAUACGCUGGUAGGAGUUGCCAAAAGGAGCUUGCCCACUAAAGGCAUCCUCGGAGAGCUGGGACAAAGGAUGUUACGUGAUUUAAACUGCAAGAAGAGAUGGCACAGCAAGCAAUAAAGAACCCUCUGAGCGCAGACAACAGCAGCCAACCAUCCAAUUAGCAUUAAAUUGGACCCUUUUGUUCUGAAGCGAGCUGACUGUUGGGCACAAGGCUGCACAGAGGAAUAAAAGGGUCCUUGUCUUGAAUGACUGAUAGACAGCACUGAGGGGAUCUGAGCCCUCCCCACUCAUACUGUACAACACUGAGCUAUUUAGAUACCGCCCUGAACCCAGCACUAAUCAGGAGUCUCCUCGAUA
Scatophagus argus is the source of this 2525-nucleotide messenger RNA. RefSeq names its product beta-1,3-glucuronyltransferase 1 (glucuronosyltransferase P) b (gene b3gat1b). Gene Ontology annotation, cellular component: Golgi membrane. Lineage: Eukaryota; Metazoa; Chordata; Actinopteri; Scatophagidae. The transcript is spliced from 8 exons. Gene Ontology annotation, biological process: carbohydrate metabolic process; chondroitin sulfate proteoglycan biosynthetic process. Gene Ontology annotation, molecular function: galactosylgalactosylxylosylprotein 3-beta-glucuronosyltransferase activity. The record is from RefSeq and is a predicted model, not a curated record. Bases 905 to 1906 code for a protein of 333 amino acids.